Messenger RNA from Aspergillus tanneri, 843 nucleotides. RefSeq lists its product as uncharacterized. The record is from RefSeq and is a predicted model, not a curated record. Lineage: Eukaryota; Fungi; Ascomycota; Eurotiomycetes; Eurotiales; Aspergillaceae. The transcript is spliced from 2 exons. The coding region runs from base 1 to 843 and encodes 280 amino acids.
AUGACCCCAGUCCACUUCGACCACGUCCUCAUCCAACUUUCCACCCCAGACUUCGAGUCUCCCCCAUCAUGGCUGACGGAGAAUUUCACCAUUAUCGAGGGGGGGACUCACACGGGCAACCGCACUCAAAACAAACUAAUCAUCCUCCCUGACAACACCUACAUCGAACUUCUAAACAUCAUCCGUCCCCAAGAUGACUUCCAUGGCUACCCCGGCGACUUCGCCCUGACGACGAUAUCACCGUUCAGUGCAAAUGACAACUACCGACGAUUAACGGGGGCACUGGCCCAUCCUCCGGGAGACGGCGGACUAGGCGUUACGUAUACGCCGCCGCAAGCGGGCGGACGAACGACCCCGCGAGGGGAGGAGAUCCGUUGGGAAUUGGUGAGACCGUCAUAUUCGAAUACGGACAGUAUCCUGGAGGGGACAGCAAAAAGACCAACGGAUACUCCGUUUUUCUGCCACGAUGUGACGGAUCGAGGGCUGCGGGUACCGAUGGACCCAACGGGGAGGAAGCAUUCCUCUGGGGCGUCUGGGCUGGAAGCUAUAGAGGUGCUGGUGCCAAGGGAGAAGGUCCAGGCGUAUAUGGAUCUGUAUACCUCGGUUUUGGGGGUGGCAGGCCGUCGUCGGUCGGGGACUGGGGAUGAGGUGGAGUUUCCGCUCCGUGCCCCUGGGUCAUCAGAGUCGUCAGGAGUUGUUCGUCUUCGGGUGCCUCGGGGAACUGAAGAUGAGCGAUAUCUGAGGGAACGAGGUGUCGGAGUGUCUGCUCUGGUUAUCAAGUUGAAAGGAGAGGAGACCCCGCUGAAACUCCCCAUCGCAGCGCAUUACCUCCGAGGACCGUGA